AGCGGGCCUGGCGGGGGCCCCUCCCUGGGGAGGGGGCCUGAUGCCACAGAGCCACCGAGGGCGCAGACUCAGAAGUCCCCUUCCCUCUUACUCACCUGAAGACCCUGGGAGGGCUUUGGGCCUCUUGGAGCUUGAAGGCCCGAAUUUUGUCCAAGAUUCGCCUCCUGCAAGAGCUCAUUUAUGCCUCAGUAGCUUGAAAAUCACAACUCUGUAACAUUCAUGGCUUAUCAAAUUUAGGAAACUGCGGGGAAUUAGAUCCCUGUAGGCUAGUCGGACGACUGCACGGCUUGAAUAGCACCUUGUAGCCAUGAGGGUUCCAAAAGAGCCCUGUUUCCUGGCAACUGGAAGGGAAACAUCGAGGGUCAGUUACGGAAGACUCAUUCCAGAGGUGCCCAAGGUCUUGAGUGUUGAUUAUUAAACAAGAGAGAAUUGCUGUGGAUUUUAAUUGUAAAAUAAAUGCUAUUUUAGCUUUUCUAGGGACUCUGUUAGUUGGUGACCACAAUGAAAAAUGGAAACCAAGAUGAUCCGGUACCUGGCACUCUUCACAGGCGCAAGAGCUCCAAAGAAUGGCUGGAACCACAGUCGCUUUCUUUUAUGGAGGCUUUAGCUAAAGAAGAUAUUGAUGCAGCUGUUCAAUCAAUAUUAUAUAGAGAAAAUUAUGUAAUGAAGGAACUAGAUAAGUAUUUGUAUCAUCACGACUUCUUACAUGCAAGAAGAAAAGAGAUGUUGUAUAAAAAAUGGGUUGAGCAUGUGGCAGAUCCUCUACAGAAAAAAAUUACAGAAAAAGUUUGUUCACAUAAGAAGAUUAAAAAGAGGAGACGACAAGAAUUAGAAAACUUUUUGAGGCAUGUAAAUAAGAAGAAAACUGCAUUUAUAGAGCAUUAUGAUCCAAAAGAGUAUGAUCCUUUUUAUAUGGACAAGAAGGACCCCAAUUUUCUGAAG
Cricetulus griseus (Chinese hamster) is the source of this 942-nucleotide messenger RNA. The record is from RefSeq and is a predicted model, not a curated record. NCBI's taxonomy places the organism in Eukaryota, Metazoa, Chordata, Mammalia, Rodentia, Cricetidae.